UCUUAUAAGACCUUGGUCUGCCGUACGCGUUUCCCGUUCAGUACGUCCAGCGCUCUUCUGCAAUGGAGCUCCUCCGCACAUCUCUACUGCUGGCAGUAGUGCCAGUACUAGUUCUAAGUCUACCCUACUCAGAAGAGGGCUCCAAUAGCAAGCGUUCCUCAGGUCCGCUGUGUUUUGCGUGUACCCUGUCUGAUGACCCUGGUCAAUGUACCCGGACAGUCCGGUGUGAGGAGGAUGAGGUAUGUUACGUAGAAAAGGUGACAAUAACGGGAACGACUGACAAGUUCAACCAGGGCUGUACAAGACAGCAGGUUUGCUCUGCGUUCCACGGAACGGGACCGUUGGUAGGGAAACGUGAGAACAGCCGGUCUCGAUCCCUCUCCAACAUGGGCAAGCGUGUCAUACCAAGGUGUAACGAGUGUUGCAAUGGGGACAUCUGUAAUACAAACCAGUGUGGUACAGGAGCUACAACAGCUCCUCCUCCGACGGUACCACCAAACAGCACCACAUGGGCCCGUUUAAUUGGAGGUUCAAAUCCCUAUGAAGGACGCGUGGAGUUGUUCCAUUCUGGUCGAUGGGGAACGGUUUGUGAUGAUAACUGGGGUGGAGAGGAAGCGGCCGUUAUUUGUGGAAUGCUUGGAUUUGGACGUGAUGGCGCUGGAGCUGUACCGGUUGCUGGAUUUGGAUCUGCGCCUACCUAUGCCCAUAUCUGGCUUGAUGAAGUGAACUGCACAGGAACCGAGACAAUUAUAGACCAAUGUCAACACAACGACUGGGACAAAAACGAUUGUACACAUAGAGAGGAUGCGGGUGUUGAGUGUUCACCAAUGCGAACACAGGACAACUUCAUACUACUUGUGGAUACUGGAGUGGGUGGCCUUAUAUUUCGAAUGGACAUAGACACACAAAGUUUCACUCCUAUCCCGAUGAACCCUCUGUAUACACCUUCAGCACUCGACUAUGAUCCAACAGACGGCCGUAUCUACUUUGUGGAUCCUACCCUCCGACAGCUUCUUAGUGUUCACUUCAGCGGUACUGACAUCAGGGAACUUAAGCAACUCGACGCAAAUGCAGACUUAGAGAAAGUAGCAGUAGAUCCCAUCAACAGGGUAUUGUUCUACGCUGACACCGGUAACGACUUCAUCGCCUCCAUUAACCUAGACGGGAGUAACUUUAAAGUUCUUGCUAACGAUACUGUAGACGAACCACGUGACUUAGCAAUAGAUCCCCAAAACAGAGUGGUGUACUGGACCGACUGGGGGAGCUCGCCAAAGAUCGAGAAAAUGAAUUAUGAUGGAACCGGUCGACAGGCUAUUGCAUCCACCAACAUGAAAUGGCCAAACGGACUCGCUUUGGACUAUACAACCAACAUUCUGUACUUCGUGGACGCGAGUACUGAUCAGAUAGAGAAGAUAAACACGGACGGUACGGGCCGUUCUGUCGUCAUGUCUGAUCCUGGUUCACACAUGUUCGCGCUAUCACUUUACAAACAGUACAUAUAUUACACCGACUGGACAAGCAGUUCCGUGAUGAGGGUGAACAAAGACGGCACUGGAAAGACUACUGUAGGACCCCCAUCCUUCAAACAGCUUGCAGACAUCCACGUACAACACUAUGGUUCAGGCAUGCCAGGUAUCGUUACUCCAGCUCCCAUCGUACAAGAUGAGACACACAUGUUUGUUCGCUUGCUGGGCAGCGGAAACCACAACGAGGGCCUGGUGGAGGUGUACGCUAACGGAGUGUGGGGUACCAUCUGUGACGACGGCUGGACCAACGCAGACGCUAGCGUCAUAUGUGAUAUGAUGGGAUUUGGCAAAGCUAAUGCUGUUGCUGUCAACGAGUCUCGUUACGGAAGUGACGGCAACGUUCUAAUAUUUUUGGAUUCGGUCAACUGUACUGGGCAGGAGUCUCAUAUUGCGCAGUGUACACUACCAAGUGACUGGGGAGUACAUGAUUGCAGCCAUAGCGAAGACGCCGGGGUCACCUGUCAAUUAGAUCCCACAACGAUCAAGAGUUUUGUAUUGAUGGCCGACUCAUAUAGUUCUGAGGUCUACCGAAUGGACUUAGAAACCGGAAGUUACUCCGCUAUUCCAAACACCAAUGUAUAUUCACCUAUUGCUGUUGACUACGAUCCUGUCAGCCACAAUGUGUUCUACACAGACGUCCGAGCGGGUAUCAUCAGACAGACAAGUCUAGACGGGGCCACACAGAAGGAUUUAUUACAGCUCAACAGAAUUGCUACCCCGGAUGGUUUGGUCGUUGACGACACAAAUCGUCUGCUCUUUUACACCGAUACUGGAAAUGACGUCAUUGGUAAAAUCGGUAUCGAUGGUACUGGACAGUCAAAUAUCAUCACGACAAACUUAAAUGAACCAAGAGCGAUAGCCGUUGACAAGAAAAACCAGGUGGUAUAUUGGACAGACUGGGGCAGUAACCCUAAGAUAGAAAAGGCUAACUAUGACGGGAGCGGCAGACAGGUGAUCGCCAACGGUACCGGAUUGAACCUCCCCAACGGACUUACUUUCGACGAGAAAGACAACAAGCUGUACUUCUGUGACGCGGGAACCAACAAGAUUGAGGUGAUGAACACCGAUGGCAGUUCCAGACAGGUGUUGUUUGAGGACUCCGGGGCGCACUUCUUCGGGGUGGAUACCGACGAAGAGUUCAUCUAUUUCUCCGACUGGACCAAAGAUGGAGUGAUGAAGAUAGAGAAAUCCGGAGUGUCGGAGAUUCCUAUUGGACCCCCAAGCUUUGUUCGUCUUAAUGGAGUGGCAGUUUACAAGUCUAACUCUGGCUAAGAUACCAGGAAUCCGUCAAGACAAGUUAUUCCUGAAAGUGCCAGCAACAAUUGAAUGACUUAUAGUAAUGGGUGUAGAAAGGAAAAUUGUGUUUUUCAUGUUUUUUGUUCUAAUAAAAUGUUUUGUUAUUUAAACAA
This is a messenger RNA of Mizuhopecten yessoensis (Yesso scallop), 2935 nucleotides long. RefSeq names its product low-density lipoprotein receptor-related protein 4-like. Gene Ontology annotation, cellular component: membrane. The record is from RefSeq and is a predicted model, not a curated record. Lineage: Eukaryota; Metazoa; Mollusca; Bivalvia; Pectinida; Pectinidae. The transcript is spliced from 20 exons. The coding region runs from base 63 to 2798 and encodes 911 amino acids.